Messenger RNA from Phycodurus eques (leafy seadragon), 2614 nucleotides. Its product is annotated as B-cell linker protein. The transcript is spliced from 19 exons. Bases 83 to 1222 code for a protein of 379 amino acids. NCBI's taxonomy places the organism in Eukaryota, Metazoa, Chordata, Actinopteri, Syngnathiformes, Syngnathidae. The record is from RefSeq and is a predicted model, not a curated record. Gene Ontology annotation, biological process: cell surface receptor protein tyrosine kinase signaling pathway; intracellular signal transduction.
GCUUGAAUGCAUUUGUAUGUGGGACACCAAAGAAAGACAUCCAUUUCUUCAUCACUUGAGCUGAGAGACUUCAUCCCAAAUCAUGAAAAUGAGCUUCUUUGGCAAACUGAAGAACAUCAACCCUCCGGCGCCACCCAGGAGGACAGGCAACAAUGAGGACUUUGGGUGGAAACAGCAUGGAAUUUGGCAGGAGGAUGAGGAGGAAGAGGGUGACAUGUAUGAAGUGCCUCCCUGUGAGCGUCCAGCUGCCACAGUCCCACUGAGACAAGUGGAAGAGAACGUAUAUAUGGAAAGAACCUCCAGUGCGGGAGUCCCACAACAACGAUUAGCUGCACCUGCAUCAAGGCUGAAUGGAAAAUCUCAGAAGCCUCAACAUGCAAAGGAGUCGACCGCCAAGAAACCACCCGAGGUCGACAGAAACGAGAAGCCUGGCAGGAAAAUGAUGACGCCUCCUCCUGCUGCCUUUCUUACAUCUACCAUGGAGGAAGAUGUAUAUCUGGAUCCGAAUGAAGAACAGGGGGAUAACGACAACCUGUAUUUAGAACCAGCAGCUGCUUGCCCUCCACCCCCACUGGGCCCGAUUAGAAUGUCUUCAUCCACCAUGACCUCACUCACGCCUUCGCCCAUAAUGAAACCUCCAGUUCCCAGAGCAAAUUCUAAUUCCUUCCUGCAUUCCGUGACAGAAGUAAAAACAGCACCUAACUUUGAAGCAAGACCCGUCACCUCCAAGCUGUCCCCGUCGACAGCAGGUUUUAAGCCCCCUCUGCCAACCAGUCUAAAGGAGACUAUGCUCAGCCAUGCAAAUCCUCACAUGCUGGAUACUAAGCAUGCAACCUACUCUGGUGGUGGGAGAGCAACCAAACAGUCGGGGAAUGAGGGCAAAGAAUGGUUUGCUGGUGAUUGCAACAGGAAAACAGCAGAGGAUCUCUUACUGAGCGUCAAUAAGGAUGGCACCUUCCUCAUCCGACACAGCUCGGCCCAGAACCCCCGACAGCCUUUCACCCUCGCUGUGCUCUACCAGCAGAAAGUCUACAACAUUCCUGUUCGCUUCCUGGAGGAGAUGCAGGGCUUCGCUCUGGGAAAAGAGGGCAAGAAAAGUGAAGAGGUUUUCACCAGCCUGGACGAGAUGGUGACGCAUCACAAGAAGAACCAGCUCUAUCUGAUUGACAGCAAGAGCCAUGCCAAGCAUGCUGUCCAUUUAUCUAAUCCUGCACGCUGUUAGUGUCACAUUAUCCUACACAGAAACAGAUACUGUACCAUCUUGAUAUUGUAUACAUACUCUGUUGGACACAAUAGGCUGUGCAUUAGCAUGAAAUUAUAUUCCACAGCAUUAGGAAUACCUGCACAGCUGUAUCAAAGCAGACAUACUGAUGGAAAAUUGACUUGCUGGAUGAGUUGUUAGCAUGUCUGCCUCACAGUUCCACAGUUUGGGCUUGGCAUCCUUCCUGUGUGGAUGCAUGCGAAUAUUCUCAUUUAUCCAGGUCAUUGUCUCCUCGGGGCAUUUAAUCGAUUAAUUUUCGAUUAAUCGAUUAAUCGAAUCAUUUAAUAGAAGAUGUUUCGCUACACAUCUGGCCCUUCUUUAUGAUUUCAAUGCACCACGAUAGGAUAGCUCUAUCAGUUCUAUUUAUUAUAUUCAUCAUUUACCCAAUUGUACUAAUAGUGAUCUGACUCUUUGAUCUUACCAAUAAUACAAUGAACUAAACAUAUCACCUCCUGCUCCUUUCCGUUAUUACAUUUUCAUCAUGUGUAGGUUGAGUCAUGGUGGAAAAAGAAGUCAGGGUAAAUGAUUGGUUUGACCGGAUGCACAGGCAGGCGUACUUCCAAAUAAACAGAUUCAAACCAGAGAGUUUUGACAGCAAAAGAGGGCAGGAAGGAAUAAACACACAAGCAGAUAAAUCAGCUGGAGGCGCGGUGUCAUUAAAGUAUCCAGUCACAUCCAGUAACAGCUGAGCCGCUGUUUCCAUGUUCUGCUCCUUUGCAUCUAGAGUCUUUUAGAGGAAUACAACAACAUAAUGUCUCUUUAAAUAAAACGUUUGUGGGUUGUGAGGCUGCUGCAGUAGCCGGUAUAGCCUAAUGAUGAUCAGCGAAUGACUUCCUGGAGAUGCUGCAAUUUGGCAGCUGGGUGUGAGGCAUUCUGCUGGGAUGACGUACUGUUCCCCAGACCGGAGCUCAUAAUAUCCCGUGAUCACCACUGAUAACAAUAUGUCUUAGCUAGACUCAGCAAUAUGGUGUGUAAAUAAUAGGCAUGGACAUUCGACCAAAUUUCCUUGGUGGACUACUUGGGAUUUUUUUGUAUUAUUUAAAUAUAAUUAUGAUGGGAUGAUUGAAUGUCUAUUGCUUUGAUGCUAUUGUUUUUCUGAUUAAUGUUACCCAGAGGAGUCAUCAUAGCGGAGAUCUGGGGAUUAAUCAACAAACAAUUCCACACACAAAACCUAUUACUUAACAGUUGAUUAAUUGAUCAUCUAGAUUUGUCUAUUGACUCACAGCAUAUCAACUCUUUGCUAGUAGGCAUAAAUAUGAAACUCCUCAUACAAUCUGCACUACUGUAUCCCCGAAAUUUCAACAUCAUUUGAAAUAUGAACACUUGCAUAAAUACACUUCCUCGGGAAAUGAA